AUGGAUCGAAGAAUGACUCCAGCACCCUCUGACCGUGCUUCUGCGUGCAGUUCCUUUGCACCGCCAUCCUCGAGAAUCUCUAUACCAUCUGGAUCGGCCACGACCACUGUUCGCCCUCGUCGUCGCUUCAAGAGUUCACGAUUGAUUGGGGAAUUCGAGAAGCCUUGGCUACAGACAGGAAAGCGCACAUGGGACUGGGACCGGAUUAUCUUCUACAGUGCGGUUGGUGUUGCGCUUGCGCUGUCCGGCUUCAUCUGCUACCAUUCGGUGGCCACUGUACCCAAGAAUGAGUACUGUCUGAUCCUAGACGAGGGCUUCUCCACUCUGGACACCAGUGUCUGGAACCACGAGGUGCAGGUGAAUGGUUGGGGAACAGGCUCAUUCGACUGGACCACGGCCGACCCUCGAAACUCCUUUGUCGACGCCCAGGGCCUCCACAUCGUUCCAACUCUGACUCUCGAGGACACAGAUAUCACACCGGCGCAAUUCGUGGACGGGUAUAUGCUCAACCUGACCACAGAUGGCACCUGUACCACAACGGACCAGCGACUCUCCAAUCUAACCACCGUCUCCAAGUGCGCAGUCCGCAGCAACGUGACCGCAGGACAAAUCAUCAACCCCGUCCGCUCGGCUCGACUAACCACAGCCGGAAAGAAGACUAUCAAAUACGGCCGGGUCGAGGUAGUCGCUAAACUGCCGGCGGGCGAUUGGCUGUGGCCCGGAAUCUGGAUGAUGCCCCAAGAUUCAGUAUACGGGCCGUGGCCCGCCAGCGGGGAGAUUGACAUUGUGGAAAGCCGCGGGAACGACGCGGAGCGGUAUCCGCUGGGCAGCAACAUCAUCAGCUCGUCGAUGCACUGGGGCACGACGUACGAUAACGAUGCAUAUGUGCUCAGCAUGGGCGAGUGGGGAUCCAAGCGCACCAAGUACUCGGAUGGAUUCCAUACUUUUGGGCUGGAGUGGUCGGAGAAGUAUCUGUUUACCUGGCUGGACGGGCGACUACGGCAAGUGCUUUUUUUUGACUUUACCAAGAACGAGAAUAUGUGGACGUAUGGCAAGUUCGCCGGCACGAAUGACAAUGGCUCGGCUCCUACGAACCCCUGGAGUCAGACUGGGCGAGACAACACCCCGUUUGACCAGCCAUUCUACUUGAUUCUCAAUGUGGCUGUUGGUGCAACGAAUGGUUACUUCCCGGACCGGGUAGGGAACAAGCCGUGGAUGGAUAAGAGCGAUACAUCGAUGCGGGAUUUCUGGCUGGCAAAUAGUUCCUGGCUGCCCACCUGGGGAGAUACAAACGACCGUGCUAUGAUCGUCAGGUCGGUCAAGAUGUGGCAGCAAGGGUCUUGUUGA
Molecule: messenger RNA, 1347 nt
Organism: Aspergillus viridinutans
Lineage: Eukaryota; Fungi; Ascomycota; Eurotiomycetes; Eurotiales; Aspergillaceae
Exons: 10
Coding region: 1-1347 (448 amino acids)
Biological process (GO): carbohydrate metabolic process
Molecular function (GO): hydrolase activity, hydrolyzing O-glycosyl compounds
Source: RefSeq, a predicted model, not a curated record